Messenger RNA from Leopardus geoffroyi (Geoffroy's cat), 3023 nucleotides. It is a transcript of the gene COG1, whose product is annotated as component of oligomeric golgi complex 1. Gene Ontology annotation, biological process: intra-Golgi vesicle-mediated transport. The record is from RefSeq and is a predicted model, not a curated record. Lineage: Eukaryota; Metazoa; Chordata; Mammalia; Carnivora; Felidae. Gene Ontology annotation, cellular component: Golgi apparatus; COG complex.
GACCCGUCGGCCGACUGACCCGUCUAUCAUGGCGGCCGCGGCCACCUCUCCCGCGCUGAAGCGGCUGGAUCUGCGCGACCCCGCGGCGCUCUUCGAGACACAUGGGGCGGAGGAGAUCCGCGGGCUGGAGCGCCAGGUUCGGGCCGAGAUCGAGCACAAGAAAGAGGAGCUGCGGCAAAUGGUGGGAGAGCGGUACCGCGACCUGAUCGAGGCGGCCGACACCAUCGGCCAGAUGCGCCGCUGCGCCGAGGGACUGGUGGACGCCGUGAAGGCCACCGACCAGUACUGCGCCCGUCUCCGCGAAGCCGGCUCGGCCGCCCCCCUGCCGCCGCGGGACCCGCAGCCCCAGCAGCCAUCCCAGGAGAAGUUCUACAGCAUGGCUGCCCAGAUCAGGCUACUCUUGGAAAUUCCUGAGAAGAUCUGGAGCUCCAUGGAGGCCUCUCAGUACCUCCAUGCCACCCAGCUGUACCUGCUCUGCUGCCACCUCCACAGCCUGCUCCAGCUGGAUUCUUCUGGCUCCCGAUACAGCCCCGUCCUCUUGCGAUUCCCGAUACUCAUCCGGCAGGUCGCAGCGGCCAGCCACUUCCGGUCAACUAUUCUGCACGAAAGCAAGCUGCUGCUCAAAUGCCAAGCCGUGUCUGACCAGGCUGUAGCCGAGGCCCUGUGCUCGAUAAUGCUCUUAGAAGAGAGUUCUCCUCGCCAGGCCCUAGCAGACUUCCUGUUGGCCAGAAAGGCAGCUAUUCAGAAACUCCUCAACCAGCCGCACCACAGUACUGGCAUCAAGACUCAGGUCUGCUCGUUAGUGGAGCUGCUGGCCACCACUCUGAACCAGGCUCAUGCUCUUUUCUACACUUUACCAGAAGGCCAGCUGCCAGAUCCGUCCCUGCCAUGCGGCUUGCUCUUCUCAACUCUAGAGACCAUCACGGGCCAGCAUCCGACCGGGAAGGGCGCCGGUGUUCUGCAAGAGGAGGUGAAACUGUGCAGCUGGUCCAGACACCUGCCGGCAUCCGUCGUCCAGUUCCAGCCGGCUCUCCGAACCUUGGCACAGCCCAUCAGCCAGGAGUACCUGAAAGACACGCUGCGGAAAUGGAUCCACAUGUGUAAUGAAGACAUUAAAAAUGGGAUCACCAACCUGCUUUUUUACGUGAAGAGCAUAAGAGGGCUCGCAGGGAUCCGGGAUGCCAUGUGGGAAUUACUUACCAAUGAGUCCACCAACCACAGCUGGGACGUGAUAUGUCAGCGGCUUCUGGAGAAGCCACUCCUGUUCUGGGAGGAUUUGAUGCGGCAGCUGUUCCUUGACCGGUUACAGACCCUGACAAGAGAAGGCUUUGACUCCAUCUCUGCCGGCUGCAAGGAGCUCCUCAUUUCCGCCCUGCAGGAGCUCGAGAGCAGCACCAGCAGCUCCACUCCGAGUAAGCACAUCCACUUGGAGCAUAACAUGUCUCUCUUCCUCUGGUCCGAGAGUCCCCAGGACCUGCCUCCCGAUGCUGCCUGGGUCAGCGUGGCGCACCGGGGGCCGCGUGCCGGCAGCGGGCUCUCCAUGAAGGCGCAGGCGGUUAGCCCCUGCGUCCAGGACUUCUGCUCUGCCCUGGAUGCGAAACUGCAGGUUCAGCUGGACGACCUCCUGGCCUACCUUCCCUCUGCGGACUCGUCACCGCCCAAGGACGUCUCCCCCGUGCAAGCCAAGAGCUGUGCCUUUGACAGGUACGCGGAUGCCGGCACCGUGCUGGAGCUGCUGCAGGCGCAGUCCGUGGCAUGCAUCGAGCGCAUCACGGCCUGCAUCCGGGCAGAGCUGCACGGCACGGAGCAGGUGGUGCAGGGGCAGCGGGAUGCCCUCGACAGUGUCCAGCUGCACGCGGUCCUUUUCAUGGCCAGACUCUGCCAGUCGCUGGGAGAGCUGUGUCCCCAUCUGAAGCAGUGCGUCUUGGGAAAGUCCAGGAACUCUGAGAAACCGGCAAGGGACCCUAAGGCUCUGAAAAAGCAGGGAAAGGGGACCACUCGGGAAGUACUUCCUUCGCAGGCCAAGUGGCAGGAAGUCAAGGAGCUCCUCCUGCAGCAGAGCGUGAUGGGUUACCGCGUGUGGAGCUCGGCGGUUGUGAAGGUUUUGGCUCACGGAUUCACCCAGUCGUUACUUCUAGACGAUGCCGGCUCCAUCCUGGCCACAGCCACCAGCUGGGAUGAACUAGAAAUCCAGGAGGAAGCGGAGUCUGGCAGCUGCAUCAUGUCCACAAUCCGACUCCCUACACAGCCAUCCUGGUAUGUCCAGUCCUUCCUGUUUAGCCUCUGCCAGGAAAUUAACCGGGUUGGAGGCCACGCUUUGCCAAAAGUGACCCUGCAGGAGAUGCUGAAAAGCUGUAUGGUCCAGGUGGUGGCUGCCUAUGAGAAACUUUCAGAAGGAAAACAGGUGAAGAAAGAAGGUGCGUUCCCCAUGACCCAGAAUCGGGCCCUGCAGCUGCUUUAUGAUCUGCGCUAUCUCAGCAUCAUUCUCACAGAGGGUGAGGAGGUGAAGAGUGGCCGCAGCAAGCAGGACUCCAGAAUUGAGAAAGUGGCCGACUCCCUGGAAACACUCAUUGACCCGUUUGACCUGGAUGUCUUCACACCACACCUCAACAGCAACCUCACACGGCUGGCGCAGCGAACCUCUGUUCUGUUUGGAUUGGUCACUGGUACAGAGAAUCAGUUCACGCCCAGGAGCAACACGUUCAACUCCCAAGAACCCCAUAACAUACUGCCUCUGGCAUCGAGUCAGAUCAGGUUCGGACUUCUUCCACUGAGCAUGACAAGUACCCGAAAGGCCAAAUCAACCAGCAGAAGCAUCGAAACAAAAACCCAGGUUGGCCCCCCGGCACUCUCCCGAGCAGGUGACCCGACGCACCCUGGCUCCUUGUUCAGACAGCUGGUCAGUGAGGAAGAAGACGCGUCUACGCCUUCGUUAUUCAAGCUAGGUUGGCUCUCUAGUAUGACUAAAUAACAUGGGAACAUAGCCAUCCCUCUCUAAAUAAAUACUACAUCACUUCUUCUAA